AUGAUUGUAUUAUUUAUAAUAUUUAUUUGUUCUACAAAAGUUUAUAUAUCACCAUUCUCAGAUGACUCUAAAGCAUUAUCCUUUACUAAACUUAAUAGCGGAAAUAAUGUAUUUGACUUUCAAAGUGUAAAAAGAAAAGAUAUGACUGGUCUUUAUUGUCUAUCGCCUAUAAUUGUACCAAUUUCACUUGUGGAUUAUAGAAUUUAUUUUUGUGGAGAAUUAAUGUGUUUUAACAAUAAUGUCUUGACAGUGUGCGAAAAUCCUAAUAAAAAAUCUUUAUUUAAAUUACAAAAAUCGAAAGAAUACUUUAUGAUUGUAAAAGACGGAAUGUGUUUACAUUAUUUUAAGGGAAAUAUUUUUUUAAGAGAAUGUGAUGACGAAUUUGCUGAAAAGCAGCUUUUUAAAAUAACACCAGUACAAAUACCCUUUAGUGAUAAUCAAGAUAUUGAUUACGAAAAAAGAAAUAGUUUAGGGGGUAUAAGAGAAAUAGAAUUUGAUCAGGCAAUGCGAAGUUUUUCACAAAUCCAUCAUAGUGAGUUCAUAGAGGAAGUACUUUUUUUUAAUGAUAAGAGAGGUAACAUACUUAGAAAUACAUAA
Vairimorpha ceranae is the source of this 597-nucleotide messenger RNA. RefSeq lists its product as hypothetical. Lineage: Eukaryota; Fungi; Microsporidia; Nosematidae. Bases 1 to 597 code for a protein of 198 amino acids. The transcript has a single exon. The record is from RefSeq and is a predicted model, not a curated record.